Messenger RNA from Symbiodinium pilosum, 1008 nucleotides. The record is from the annotation of a GenBank genome assembly. Lineage: Eukaryota; Dinophyceae; Suessiales; Symbiodiniaceae.
AUGGUUGCAGUUCUUCAGAAUACAAGCGUGGCUGGAUUCUACGCACUGCACGCAGAGCCUGGUGCUGGAAAGUCAACUGCUGCAACACUGGCAGCACUUGAGCUGAAAGGAAGACAGCCGAAGGAUGUCAUCGUCCUUUUGCAGAACGACUUUGAGCGGCAGCUGAAGUCUUUCUUCCGCCUCUCCAACAUCGAGUACACUGCAGAAAUCGCCCGCCCAUUCUUCACCAGUCUGAGGGAUAAGGGUAUCAGAGUGAGGUUAAUUUUGGACAAUGUUCUAGACAGCAGUACAAUUAUCAUUCAAUCUGGAGAUAGAUUGAGAGCGCUCGCCCGGGCUGCGAAUGACAACCUUCACCAGGUCAUUGUCAUCGUGCAGAGUGAAGCUGCAGCGCAGGAAAUCGGAGGUCUCAAUGGUGAUACAACGCGGAAAGGGAAUCAGAUGCCAGCAGAGUUUUACAGGUGGUCUAGAGAAGAGACGGAGGAGCUCUUGAAGAGCACGAAUAUUCAAGAACUCUUGAAGAAGCCGCUACGAGAUGAUGAAGAAGCUGAAGACCUAAACGUUCUCCUGGCUGAGGCUCUAGAGCUUUCGGAAAUCCCAGACAAGUAUGGCCGUUGGAGACCCAGAAGUACCAAACGAUACAUCAUGACUGGGGAUAGACCAACUGCACCGCUCCCUAUCCCAGGCCCAUCUGCCGGAUCUGCAGGCACGACCUCCGCGUCCGUCUGGGUGCGGGAGCUGGCGCGGAACAAGGACAAACAGCUCACGGAUGGCAAGGAGUUUGAGCCCACGGGCAAUGCGUUCCAAGUUCAAGGAGCCUUCGCCAACGUGGAUGACCUGAAGAAGGCAAUCGACCCUUCCUUGUCUGCAUUUCAAGCGUCCAAGAUCAACAUUUACAGCCAGCAGGAUAGGGACUGGGUGAAGGAAGACGAAGACAUCGAAGUCAGUCGCGGCACAUCCAAGUCAGAUUGCUACGGGUUCACGCUGCCACAAAAGACGGACGAUGUGUAG